AACACCGUCAACGACGAUAUUGACAAGAAAACGACAAGAUGACGAAAGGUACAUCGUCCUUUGGUAAGCGACACACCAAGUCCCAUACUCUCUGCCGCCGUUGCGGGAGACGCGCUUUCCACAAACAGCACAAAGAAUGUGCGCAGUGCGGCUACCCUGCCGCUAAGCUGCGGUCAUACGAGUGGGGUCAGAAGGCCAAGCGCCGAAAGACCACUGGCACUGGUAGGAUGCGGUACCUCAAGACUGUGUCUAGGCGUUUCAAGAAUGGAUUCAGGGAAAACACUGUUGCCAAGAAGGUCGUCCGUGCAGCCACGUCGUCUGCAUAAGCUUCGCGGCCCAUCUCUUCCUCUAUGCUUUCUUUUGUCACGCCCUAGCUUUCCUUAUCACUCGAUGC
This is a messenger RNA of Heterobasidion irregulare TC 32-1, 394 nucleotides long. RefSeq lists its product as uncharacterized. Lineage: Eukaryota; Fungi; Basidiomycota; Agaricomycetes; Russulales; Bondarzewiaceae. Bases 39 to 326 code for a protein of 95 amino acids. Gene Ontology annotation, molecular function: RNA binding; structural constituent of ribosome. Gene Ontology annotation, cellular component: cytosolic large ribosomal subunit; ribosome. Gene Ontology annotation, biological process: translation. The transcript has 6 exons. The record is from RefSeq and is a predicted model, not a curated record.